Ostrinia furnacalis (Asian corn borer) is the source of this 1297-nucleotide messenger RNA. Its product is annotated as eukaryotic translation initiation factor 4E. Gene Ontology annotation, biological process: translational initiation. Lineage: Eukaryota; Metazoa; Arthropoda; Insecta; Lepidoptera; Crambidae. The transcript has 5 exons. Bases 88 to 720 code for a protein of 210 amino acids. The record is from RefSeq and is a predicted model, not a curated record. Gene Ontology annotation, molecular function: translation initiation factor activity; RNA 7-methylguanosine cap binding. Gene Ontology annotation, cellular component: cytoplasm; eukaryotic translation initiation factor 4F complex.
CAUAUAUUAUUAAUUUUUUAACAUGCAACACUAAACAUCGCUGUCUGCCUUUUGGUAAAAAAUCGGGAAUCGAGAGAUUUUUGUGACAUGGCUGGAAAUAAUACUGAAGAAGUUGAGGGGUCUGCCACUACUGAGACCAAGACCAACAGCAAUGCCGAGGUCCCCCCAGAGUUCCUGAUCAAGCACCCCCUGCAGAAUACAUGGAGCCUGUGGUUUUAUGAUAAUGACAGAAAUAAGACCUGGGAAGAGAACCUUAUUGAGCUGACCACAUUUGACACGGUGGAAGAUUUCUGGAGAUUAUACCACCACAUUAAAUUACCAUCUGAGCUCCGCCAAGGCCACGACUAUGCGGUGUUCAAGCAAGGAAUUCGUCCUAUGUGGGAAGAUGAUGCCAACAAAAUGGGUGGCCGAUGGCUCAUCAGUCUUGAGAAGAAACAACGUAAUUCUGAUCUGGACCGGUUCUGGCUAGAUGUGGUUCUACUUCUCAUUGGUGAAAACUUUGAACACUCUGAGGAAAUUUGUGGAGCUGUUGUUAAUGUUAGAGCUAAACUGGAUAAAAUUGGUAUCUGGACCGCUGAUACGUCAAAGCAACAUGCCAACAUUGAGAUCGGAAGGAAACUGAAGGAGCAGCUUGGUAUUCAUGGAAAAAUCGGAUUCCAAGUGCACAGAGACACCAUGGUCAAGCACAGUUCGGCCACCAAGAAUCUAUACACUGUUUAAUAGUCCAGUUAAUCCGUAACAAGUGGUGCGAUAACUUCGAGACUUGGUGCUAGACUGUCAGUGCAUUGGCAUUGUAAUAGACGGUUGCAAUAAUGUUCAAUGUAACUACAUAAGUCUGACGUGCCCUAAGUUUAAAUCUAGUUAUCUCAUAGCAUUGUUACGCUUCUAAAAUAAUGGAAUAUUUUUAUUUAACUGAAGUAGGUACUCUUUAGGUUGACUUUUUGAUAGUUUGUGUCGUAAUAUAACUUACCAAUAAUAUCAUUGUAAAAAGUCGUUGUUUACGAACUAUUAAAAUUUAAGUCUGAUUUUUAUACUAAAGCUGUGCUUGAGUAUGUUUGUCGAUAUGGUCACAUAGGUGUAAGUUUGUUUAUCUAAGCCUCUGUGGUUGCAGUUUCUUUUCGUGAGCAAAGAUUUGUGUUUUAGUGGAGCUGAUGGAAGACUCACGUCAGCCCAUAUUAUGGCUGAGUGCGUCGACUAGUAUAGUUUAUUUGAUACACGUUAUUUAAUAUUUUAAAAUCCUAACAGUAAUUUGCAGUAUCUAUGUACCACGCUUUAUGUUAACACGUCAAAUACUUUG